AACACAGUGAGAGAUCGAAAGUCCAGGACAGACAGAGCCCAGCAUCAUCGAACUCAUAGCCAGCAACUCGUGUCCCUUUCCCUUUACCGACAGGACAGAACAUAUUCUAUAUCAACAAUGAGCGCGGUUACUAAGGAAAUUGGCGGUGCCAAGAACGGCGGCAAGCGUGUCAUACCAGCCAACAAGGCCUCGAAAUGGUACCCUGCUGAGGAUAUCCCCACCCCCAAGAAGGUCCGUAAGGCCGCUCGUCCUACCGUCCUCCGUCCUUCGCUCGUGCCGGGUGCUGUUCUCAUCAUCCUGGCUGGCCGAUUCCGGGGAAAGCGUGUUGUUUUGUUGAAGUCCCUCGAGGACGGAACUCUUCUCGUCACUGGUCCCUUCAAGGUCAACGGUGUUCCUCUGCGGAGAGUCAACGCCCGCUACGUUAUCGCCACAUCGACUCUUGUCUCUGUUGAGUCUGUCGAUGUGUCCAAGUUCACCUCUGCCUACUUUGCCCACGAGAAGAAGGCCAAGAAGGAGGGUGAGGCCGAGUUCUUCGGUGAUGAGGAGAAGAAGGAGAAGAAGACUGUUGUCAGCGAGACCCGCAUUGCUGACCAGAAGGCUGUUGACUCUGCCUUGUUGGCCGAGAUCAAGAAGGUCCCUGCUUUGAAGGCGUACCUUGCCAGCAGCUUCAGCCUGAAGAAGGGUGACAAGCCCCACCUCAUGAAGUUCUAAGUGCAGCAAGGACAUGGAGCGGUACCGGAUGAAAUUAAAAUAGAAAAGGACUCAUUUGGAUUAUUGUCGACAUGCUCUGGCUGAAGGAGGAAUGGAAUUAGGGAACUUGGCUGGCUGGCUGUAGCCGGUCAAGUAAAAUAAAAAAGAAACCCAUAGUUGUUCUCAUAAUCAAAAAAAAUUUAUAACGAAGGGCUUUUGUUUGCAGGAGUAUCAUAUUAAAAGGGUAUCGAAUGUUUGUCACAUCUAGUUACUUUUUUUUGUACAAAUAAAUCUUUAAUGCAACUUGAAGCUAUAUGAGAGAU
Molecule: messenger RNA, 1013 nt
Organism: Myxozyma melibiosi
Lineage: Eukaryota; Fungi; Ascomycota; Lipomycetes; Lipomycetales; Lipomycetaceae
Product: 60S ribosomal protein L6
Exons: 3
Coding region: 118-711 (197 amino acids)
Biological process (GO): cytoplasmic translation; ribosomal large subunit assembly
Cellular component (GO): cytosolic large ribosomal subunit; ribosome
Molecular function (GO): RNA binding; structural constituent of ribosome
Source: RefSeq, a predicted model, not a curated record